CUUACAGCUGAGUCUAUGUCAACGUCUUCCUCCUCCCUUUGGUCUAAUAGGACAUUCGAAAAAUGGAAAUCGUUAUGCACCUAUGGCAUGGUUAGAGACCCCAGAUGAAUUCCGAGGCAACAUUGAAAGUCGCUACAUACCAUCGGUUUCCAGCCCUCCUUUGGCUCAUCCAGCCCACCCUGCCAAAGUAUGAGGCAGGCGUCCACCAGCUCCGCGAAAACAUACCAAAUGAACGGCUCGGGCAAUCGUUUCACCCGGCUCCAGGCAUGCUCAUCCGCCAGCUCGAAUCGGUCCUGCAUGGCCCCGAACAGAUCGCCUUUCGCGCACAGUUCAAGAUACAAUCUGUACCGCCGCCGCCGCAUCAUUAACCUGUAUCCUCGAUGGCGAAUAAGACUACGAUGGGAGACACCGCUCCGCGUGCUAUCGACUAUCUUGUGGAUGCGGAUUUCACGCGGAAGUCUACCACGCCAUUCUCGUGGGUGCUCCCCUAGCGUGGCGGUA
Molecule: messenger RNA, 501 nt
Organism: Trematosphaeria pertusa
Lineage: Eukaryota; Fungi; Ascomycota; Dothideomycetes; Pleosporales; Trematosphaeriaceae
Exons: 1
Coding region: 105-368 (87 amino acids)
Source: RefSeq, a predicted model, not a curated record